Molecule: messenger RNA, 2532 nt
Organism: Bufo bufo (common toad)
Lineage: Eukaryota; Metazoa; Chordata; Amphibia; Anura; Bufonidae
Gene: FAS
Product: Fas cell surface death receptor
Exons: 12
Coding region: 40-1107 (355 amino acids)
Biological process (GO): extrinsic apoptotic signaling pathway in absence of ligand; negative regulation of apoptotic process; necroptotic signaling pathway
Cellular component (GO): CD95 death-inducing signaling complex; external side of plasma membrane; membrane raft
Molecular function (GO): tumor necrosis factor receptor activity; protein binding
Source: RefSeq, a predicted model, not a curated record
CCUUGUUACUGCUUUUACUUUCAGUUUCAUCUUACCAUCAUGAAGUUUGGAAGUGAAGUUCUGCUGCUGGCUAUUCUAUUAAGUGUUGUUGUGUUAGCUGAUAAUUAUUACCACAAUACUACAGACAGACAUGAAAAUCAAAAAGCUUCCAAUUCCACUUUACACAAGGUCUGGAAGAGAGAAAAGCCUUGUCUGGGAGAUGAAUACCUCACAGAAACUCACUGCUGUAAAUACUGCAAUGCAGGAAAAUAUGCAGAGUCGGACUGCACUGAGGAACAUGGUUAUCCAACAUGCCAGGAUUGCACCGAAGGGAAGGAUUACAUGGAUGAAAAGAAUAGCUUAACUAUGUGCCAUAAGUGCUUGCAAUGUGAUCCUCAACUAGGUCAGAGAGAGGAACAACCUUGUACUGUGCUCCACAAUACUGUGUGUAAAUGCGGUGAACACUUCUUCUGUGCUGAAAAUGAAACGGCUAAAUCUGCCAGCUGCACAAAGUGCCAGCACUGCACCCUGUGUGACUAUGGUUAUGCUGAAAUAUGUACAGACACCAAAGAUGCAAUGUGCAAGUCUGAAAGAAACCACCAUGCGUCAAAAGCUGCAUCGGUUGUGGUUUUCAUACUAUUCUUUUGUUGUGCGUGCUAUGUGUGCUGGGUGAGUAUGUAUUUACAUACAGUACAAUUGUCUUUUCAGAGACAAUGCCGGCUGCGCAAACAAGAGGAUGAGAAGAAAAGACAGUCUCCAAUUUUUGAUGUACUUAUCGGUGCUGCAGAUCCACCAAGCGACACUCCUCCUAUACUUCCAGUUCCAGAGUACCUUGAAGUUGAAGAUAUUGACUUGACUGAGCUUCUCCUGGCCUUCUCGAACACCAUGGAUUAUUCAACUAAUGUUAUGCUCGUACGCGAAAUGCGAUUGACAGAUCCAAAGAUUGAUGCCAUUCAAUUGCAAUACCAAAAUCAAGUUAAUGAACAAAAAUAUCAGCUGCUGAAGGCAUGGUAUGAACAACAUGGGAGCAAUGGAGCAUUUCAGAUGCUUAUCCGAACACUUGAGAAUAAUCAAAAAAGAUUGAUUGCCGAAAAGCUAAUUCAAAUCGCUACAAGCCACAAGCAGUAAAUUCAGGGUUAAUUGUGUAUCUCUGUUUAUUGUCCUCAGGGAGCAUUUUGUUAAUGAAACUCACUAAGGUUAGUGUCGAACCGCUUUACAUUUCUCAUGGUUCUGUUAGUCUAAAGGUCCCUCCAUCCACAUUAGAGAAUUUUUGGCCAAGUGGGAUUGGCUGACAAUUCUAAUUUGUAUGGCGGGGCUCUUGACUCUCUCCCAAAAGAUGAUGUCGGGGUAGAAAAGGUUAGUGUAACUUGAAAUUGAACACCCAAUCCUUCGUUGACUUGGGAGAUAAGUUACUGCCAUAGGUGUAUAGAUAUGGGGCAGUCGGGAGAGAUAUGUAGCUGUCAGCUAUUAAAGGUGCACGGGUGAUGUGAUUUCUGCUUGUGUUAUCCCUACUGUAUUUGCCUUGGACAUAGGUGGCCUCCUAUGAACAGGGUAUGGCCAGGAGAAGAAAACACUUAGAUAUUAGAAAAUAGUAAAACUGAAAUGGUUCUCUAAACAUAACGGUCCGUGCGAUCUGCUGAUCGCUAUGGGGGGAAUUUAUCCUGAGGGUAAUGAAGUCAGUUUAGUUUGAGUCUGCGUUGGCCUACUUUGGGCCAAAUUUUUCAAAACCUAACACUUUCGUCUAAAAAUGGUACUCUAGUUUUUCCACGUUACCCCCACUGGAGUGUGUUUCCAACUUUUUUCCGACUUCCGCGGUGAUAAAUCUGGAGUGAAACUCGUUACCAUAACUAAAAACACUUGCUUUCACAACAUUUUUUUUAGCAAGUCACCCAACAACAGUUGUAAAUGCAUAAUUUGCUACUUUUUGAAGCAGGAAUUUUCGGAGUACAGGGAGUGAUAAAUUCCCCCAAUGUGUCCUGCUUUUGGACAAUCCAGCACUCUAGAAAAGGAUGAGUUUGUGCUAAUACACAGGAGCUAAUCUGGAUGAGCAGAGCUACAGUAGGGGGAGGCAUAAAGCAACAGCCCGAGCCGCUGAUAAGACAGGGAGUUAACUUCAGACUACCUCAGUCUCCUGCAGCCAAUGGGAGAAACACAGCAAGCCUCCAAUAAUUAAGAAAAUACAGUAUAUACCAGAUAUUAUUAAUCAUACUCAGAGACUUAAAUAAAAGUCCACAUCUUACAAUAUAACAAACUGAUUUGUACACGUUGGAUUACAGCUCAUGGUAUAUGUCAUUUAAGGGAGUCUGUGGCCAUAAAAAAAACGGCCUUUACCUACUAUUAUGUGUGAGCAGCUGAAGAAACCAACAAUGUAAUUGCUGUAUUAUCUCCAAACUCACUUUCACACCUCCAUAGUAAACCUGCAAAUAGCCCUUGCCCUCUGUGUUAAUGAAGCACCUAGGAGUAUUUAUCCGACCUUAGGAGUCGGAUAGAUUCCUUACUGUGCAUAUCAAGCCCCUGCUGCAGGAGAAAUAUACCCCACUGAUGCCCAUAUGC